AUGUGCAUGACAUGCAUGACAGUAUCGGGCUUCCAUCGGGCCCCCCCCCCCACUUUCCCCCGCGACUCUCCGUUGGCCGCACGGAUCGCCCAGCUCCAACGCACCCACCAUCUUGCAACGGCCAUGUCGUUUCCUAUUUACGUCAAGUCAAUAGUAAAGUACAAGAGCCCACAUCCACAAGACUUGUCCUUCCCCAAAGGUCACACGCUUCGUGUAUGGGGCUAUGCGAAUCGCGAGACCCCAACGACGGAGCCAGCCGCCACUGAGGAAAGCGAUGAGGACGAUGAAGACGACCAUUGGUAUAUGGGGGAGUGGCUCGAUGGAUCACGCAAGGGUCAGUUUCCUGCUAGCCUUGUGAUACGUGUCGAAGCGCCUGAGUCUGAAGCACAUCGGGCUGUGUCAAUCUCAUCUGACACCACGCCUCUGGAACCAAAGGCUCCUGUCGCUUCCGUACUUCCCUCCGCAUCCACAAAUUCAAGCGCAAAUCUAGAACUUGAGAAUCCCACCACAUAUUCCGAUCCCAUCUCCAUCUCUAGAUCAUCUAAUUUGGCACGGCCUCAUGGUUGCGGUGAGUCGGAUACGUCUGCCUCUGUGGCUCAACAUGUGACUGGAUCUAUACCAAACGCCGACCUAACAAGCUCGACAAUGCUUGCACCAACAUGCCUUCCAUCUAGUACUAACAAUCAUGCAUCUAUGCCUACCUCGGAAACUUUAUGCACACAUUCAAGUCCCGAACCAGCAACAGCAGUACCUGGGCCUGUGUCAGUGUCAGACCCUCAUCCGGUACCGGAGCCGAUGGAAUUGGCUCAAGGUUCAUUACCUUCUCCUGAAUCACCAAAAGCUACUUGCACCAGACCAGUAACUUCAGAAAUGAAUGCGGGACGUGAAGACUCGCCAUCACAAAAAACUGAGCCAGUCACGGAACAUGUUUCAGUGCCGCUUACACACACAGCACCUGCAUCUGCUGGUUUGAUGCCCGAAGAAGGUUUACCUGAGCAUGAAGCUAAAAACAUACCCUCUGCUGAGGCUAUUCUGGUGCCACCGUCUGAAACUGAACUUAGUCGGCCUCAACCGAUAUCCAAAGCUACACACGAGUCUACCUCGGCACAUUCCGAACAUUCGACGUCGGAGUCGAUCCGAAAAUCACCCGUCGAGUUAGAUGAGUCGCAGAAAAAUUCCAGUAUCGUUCUUCCUUCUACAGAGGACUCACCCACUAAAAACAAAGCUGACGUCUCGACUUCCAGCCCAUCGCCUGCCAAAGACCCCAGCAGCAUGUCUCUUCGUGACCGUAUCGCAGCCUUCAAUAAACCAGCUGUAAAGACGCCACCACCCAUCCCCCGCGCAAAACCGGGAGCAUGGAAACGUCCACCACCAGCAGAAGGUGAGCCCAAGCCAUUGCUGCCACCACAGAUGCCAAUCGCUUCGGCUAAGACGCCAUCACCUGUAUCAUCCGAGUCAAUCCGCAACUCUGGUGACACGCACUCUACACCUGAAAAGAUUGAUGCUAAAUCAACUGAAGGUUCGGCCAAUGGCUUUAGUGCUUCGGAUGCUAAAAGUAGUAUCAAAAUGAGCUUGAAGGAACGCAUGGCAGCUUUGCAGCGAAACGAAAGUGUUGUAAACAAUCAGGUUUCAUCGACCGAACGGAAGCCACCCGUAUCAAAGCUUGUGAAUCCACUUGCGACAGAAGGGCCGCCUCCCGCUGAGAACGAAGAUGAAGUAGCACGACGAGCUGCAAUUGCUCGGCGGAUGGCUGCACUGGGUGGUCGCCGUGUUGAAACGGGCUUAUUUGGUCAUGCUCCUACUCAAAAAGACAAUUCUGCUCAAGUCCCUCAACAUGAUUUAGAGGCAGCAGCAGUCGAUGCAUCGCAUGAGCCUAAGCCUUUACCUGCUACCAACCCAGAUUUAGAUGUGCCACCACCAGCUGCUGCAGGCUCGGACUCUGGGCCACAAACGCUGGUAAUACCUCGACGUACCCCUGCCCCUCGCACGCGACGCACCAAGCCAGCCGAGGCGAAAGACGAGCCAAAAGAUGCACUCGGUAACGCAGCAAGCUGCGCUUCUAGAAACGUUCCAUCGGAUUUGAUAAUGGGUACGCCUGGGGAAAGUAAAAUUGAGGAACCAUUCCAUCCGCCGACAAAUGUACAGACAGGGGCAUCGAGUGAUAGCCCAGUAAAUCCUUUGAACUCGCCAGUCCCAACUCUGCCGCUCAAGACUCCGGCAGAUGCGACCAAAAACGUUUCACUGAAUGACCCGGCCAAUGCUCGCAACGAAAUGACAAGCCAUGAGCCAGAAAACGUCCAAGACGAAAUGGUGCACCAGUCAGGGGGCAUGCACAUCGAUAAGCAAUCUCCCGCAACUGCAAGUGCUCAGCCCGUGACUCUUGAUUCGCGAAAUGAGGGACAAGAAAGAAUGCAUGCAACACACACAGAUAAUGAGUCUGAUAAGGGCGGGCAUCUGCGUUACAAUCCGCCCACAACCUUUCAUCACGUAUCGCAGGCAUCGCCAGAUCAGAACGACCCUGCACCUGAGUCUGAAGGGCAUCACAUGCCCUCGUCGGACGUUAUUUCGACAGUAGAACCCGUUGAAUUGGUCCCAGCUUUUCAUGACACUCAAGCCGUUCAACAUGACGACAGAUUACCCAAUGAUUCUGCGGAAGAGUUGAUGAAAUCUUAUUCAAAGCCAGUUCUCGCUCCUUAUCAAAAACACGAUGUCACUUUACCAAGAUCACAAUCCUUCGGGUCUGUCCAUCCCGUGCAUGAGCCAGAGCGAAAGUCUUCAGCACGAAGCUACUAUGCCGCUGAGUAUGACUCUGCCAACAGAGAUCUAGUACACAAUGUCAUGUCAAUGGACAUUCUUCUAAGUUGCAGAAUUGUGAAAACUCCCCUCCCCAUGUGA
Malassezia globosa CBS 7966 is the source of this 2895-nucleotide messenger RNA. RefSeq lists its product as uncharacterized. The transcript has a single exon. The coding region runs from base 1 to 2895 and encodes 964 amino acids. The record is from RefSeq and is a predicted model, not a curated record. Gene Ontology annotation, molecular function: protein binding. NCBI's taxonomy places the organism in Eukaryota, Fungi, Basidiomycota, Malasseziomycetes, Malasseziales, Malasseziaceae.